CGGCGGUGGCUGGGCAGAGAGGAGGCAGAGCGCGGGGGGCGAGCCGGGGAGCACCGCGCUCUCCCUCCCAAACUUUGAUGAUGACCAUGACUACGAUGGCUGACGGGCUGGACGCGCAAGACUCCUCCAAAUCCGCCUUCAUGGAGUUCGGGCAACAGCAGCCGCCGCCGCCGCAGCCGCCGCCGCCGCCCCACUCCCAGCAGAGCUCGCCGGCAAUGGCCGGAGCCCACUACCCGCUGCACUGCCUGCACUCCGCCGCCGGCUCGCACCCGCACCACCAGCAUCACCACCACAGCUCGCCCUACUCCGGCAGCGCCGGCUCCUACAACCACCGCUCGCUGGCCGCCUACCCCUACGUGAGCCAUUCGCAGCACAGCCCUUACCUCCAGUCCUACCACAACAGCAGCGCGGCCAGCCAGACGCGGGCGGACGAUGCAGAUCAGCAAAAAACCACAGUGAUUGAAAACGGUGAAAUCAGAUUUAAUGGAAAAGGGAAAAAGAUUCGGAAGCCUCGAACCAUUUACUCUAGUCUACAACUCCAGGCUUUAAAUCAUCGCUUUCAGCAGACUCAGUACCUGGCACUUCCAGAGAGAGCUGAACUGGCAGCUUCAUUAGGACUUACCCAGACACAGGUGAAGAUCUGGUUUCAGAACAAGCGCUCCAAAUUCAAGAAGCUGCUGAAGCAGGGCAGUAACCCCCACGAGAGCGACCCUCUGCCCGGCUCCGCUGCCCUCUCCCCUCGCUCUCCAGCUCUGCCUCCAGUCUGGGACGUUUCAGCCUCUGCCAAGGGAGUCAAUAUGCCUCCAAACAGCUACAUGCCUGGCUAUUCUCACUGGUAUUCUUCUCCACAUCAAGACACAAUGCAGAGACCACAAAUGAUGUGAAUUGUCCAAGAGAAAUAAUCUCCCAAGAACGCCUCGUCUCGACAUGGCAAGAA
Messenger RNA from Poecile atricapillus (Black-capped chickadee), 937 nucleotides. RefSeq names its product distal-less homeobox 6 (gene DLX6). Gene Ontology annotation, biological process: regulation of transcription by RNA polymerase II; embryo development; cell differentiation. NCBI's taxonomy places the organism in Eukaryota, Metazoa, Chordata, Aves, Passeriformes, Paridae. The transcript has 3 exons. Gene Ontology annotation, molecular function: DNA-binding transcription factor activity, RNA polymerase II-specific; RNA polymerase II cis-regulatory region sequence-specific DNA binding. The record is from RefSeq and is a predicted model, not a curated record. Bases 78 to 884 code for a protein of 268 amino acids.